Messenger RNA from Cephus cinctus (wheat stem sawfly), 1944 nucleotides. RefSeq lists its product as uncharacterized. The transcript has 5 exons. The record is from RefSeq and is a predicted model, not a curated record. The coding region runs from base 49 to 1578 and encodes 509 amino acids. NCBI's taxonomy places the organism in Eukaryota, Metazoa, Arthropoda, Insecta, Hymenoptera, Cephidae.
GAAUGAAUCAGUUUGUUACCGUACGCGAGAUACAUUGGAUAUCGUGAAAUGGUGAAGUAUACACUUUUACACAAGCCUAGAUUUUCAGGAUGGCCGACGAUACCGCGUCAACUAAAGAUCAUCCUGGCUAUUACUGUUUUCACAGCAGCGUCAUUUUUCAUUAUAGCACAGUCAUCGACAAGAGCCAAACUAAUAGAACUUUACAACCUUCAAGAAUCCCUAGCUGUGAUUUUUGAUCUCGAACUGAAAUACAUGCCAGAUAUAGAAAUAAAUGAAUUAUGGUUACCAGUUGGUGUUCCUCAAGGACACAUUUAUUCGGCUUACUUAGAUAUGCGACCUGAGGUCGUAUUGAAUUACAAACACCUAAACUACAGCAGAGAGACGACCUGGGCUGAAAUUCGAAUAAUCGCGGUACUCGAUUUAGAACGAAAUGACAAACCACUCAUGUGCCACUACAAAUAUAAAAAUGAUGGCACUACUGAUUUCGUUUUUGAGCGCCGCCCAGCGACAAAAGUCAAAGCCAUGGACGAAAAUUGGAACCUGAAAUAUUCAGCAUUUUUCGUCUUGUGUGAUCUAACCUUACCAAAACAUCUGGACUACGCUACAUUGUACAACAAGAAUCAUUUUCCAGUAGGUGUGACAAUUAGCGAGGACCGCGGUGUUGAUAAUGACGAGUAUACAGGGAAACCAGAAAAGGUUCCAUUUGUAAAUAUCACUUAUCCAAUGAGAGGCACCAUUCAUUAUUAUGAGAAUGACAUGUUUCUAUCGGUAUGCGUACCUGCUCUUCAUUCAAACUACAAUCGGGCACUUUUUUUUGUCGAAUUUAUCGAGUACUAUUUAAUGAUGGGCGCUGGACACUUCACAUUCUACAAUAGUUCGGUAUCACCGGAAGUGAACAAAAUUCUAGAAUAUUACACGAAUAAUGGAAUCGCGACAACUCUGCAAUGGAAACUUCCGCCAUAUUAUAUUUACGAGAAGACACUUCGCGAUGAAGGAAUCUUCGCGGCACUCAAUGACUGCAUGUAUAGAAGUUCUUAUUACAGAAAUUAUAAGUACGUCGCUGGUGUUGACGUUGAUGAAUUUUUGAUUCCUCGUGUUCACAACAAUUUUUACGAAUUGAUGAGAUAUUUGGAUCCUGAGGAACCUGAACGUCCACGCAAUAGGCACGCAUCCUUCCUUUUCAGGAAUGCAUUUUUUUACACGAUCCAUGAUGACGAUCUGGUUAACAAGGAUACGAGUGUGCCCUACUUGUACACUCAAGCAAAAACUCAGAGGGUAAAGACCAUCAAUGAACCUCGAUAUAGGAGCAAGUACAUUGUUCGUAGUCAGGACGUCGUCGAGCUCGGAAAUCACAACGUUUGGGAAUUUCGAAAAGGAUUCGAUGAAGUCGCAGUGGACACUGAUAUUGCAUUAUCUCACCAUUACCGUUACUGCGAAGGUGACACAGUUAAAUGCUAUUUGACGAAAGUGACGGUCGACAAAACGGCGCACAGAUUUACAAAAAAAUUAGGACAGAAAGUUCGUAGUUCUUGUCAAAAUAUAUUUGGAUCGGCUGGUUGUCCUAAACCUACGGAUUAACUCUUAGCAGUCCUAUGUCGAAUGUGAUUGAACAACCAUUUUAUUCUAGUAGCUUCAAUCAAAAUAAUUAAAGGUGCUUAAGAGGGGAGAGUGAUAAUCUUUAUCGGAUUAUCGAAAAUAUCAUGAAAAUAUUUGAUACUGUUUUUUGGUAACACAAAGAGAGAAUUAAUAAUAAUAUUUGUGAUAAGCCCUAUAAAUGUUCCGAUACGCGAAGAUAUAAAAAUUAAUAUAAUGUAAAUGAUAAUUUACAAAUAUUUUUUCGACGAAUAAUAAUGACAGGCAAUAUCGACAGUCUCUUACUCACUUGUUACGUGAAAUUUCUUGUAUUCAUAAAAAAACAAUAAAUAUCCAAAUUUGAUUUCGUAA